AAGGCUUCCGGGUUUGGCGGGGCCUUUGUCUCUUGCUGCAGCUGGAGCUCCACGUCUCGUCUUCACUGCUCUGUGUCCUCUGCUCCUAGAGGCCCAGCCUGUGUGGCCCUGUAUCCUGCAGGUAUUGGGAGAUCCGCAGCUAAGACGCCGGGACCCCCUGGAAGCCUAGAAAUGGGGCCAUUGCAAUUUAGAGAUGUGGCCAUAGAAUUCUCUCUGGAGGAGUGGCAUUGCCUGGACAUUGCACAGCGGAAUUUAUAUAGGAAUGUGAUGUUAGAGAACUACAGAAACCUGGUCUUUCUUGGUAUUAUUGUCUCAAAGCCAGACCUGAUCACCCGUCUGGAGCAAGGAAAAAAACCUUUGACUCUGAGGAGACAUGAGAUGGUAGCCAAGCCCCCAGUUUUGUGUUCUCAUUUUACCCAAGACCUUUGGCCAGAGCAGAGCAUAAAAGAUUCUUUCCAAAAACUGAUACUGAGAAGAUAUGAAAAAUAUGGACAUGACAAUUUACAGUUUAAAAAAGGCCGUGAAGGUGUGGAUGAGUGUAAGGUGCACAAAAGAGGUUAUAGUGGACUUAACCAACGUUUGACAACUACCCAGAGCAAAAUAUUUCAAUGUGAUAAAUAUGGGAAAGUCUGUCAUCAAUUUUCAAAUACAAACAGACAUAAGACAAGACAUACUGGAAAAAAAGCUUUAAAAUGUAUAGAAUGUGGCAAAGCUUUUAACCACUCCUCAAUCCUUACUACACAUAAGAAAAUUCAUACUGGAGAGAAACCCUACAAAUGUAUAGAAUGUGGAAAAGCCUUCAACUGGUCCUCACAGCUUACUACACAUAAGAUAAUUCAUACUGGAGAGAAAUGGUACAAAUGUGAAGACUGUGGCAAAGCCUUUAACCGCUCCUCUAACCUUACUACACAUAAGAAAAUUCACACUGGAGAGAAACCCUACAAAUGUGAAGAAUGUGGCAAGGCCUUUAAGCGCUCCUCUGUCCUUACUACACAUAAGAGAAUUCAUACUGGGGAGAAACCCUAUGAAUGUGAAGAAUGUGGCAAAACCUUUAAGUACCUUUCUUCCCUUUCUACACAUAAAAUAAUUCAUACUGGAGAGAAACCCUACAAAUGUGAAGAAUGUGGCAAAGCCUUUAACGACUCAUCUACCGUUACUAAACAUAAGAGAAUUCAUACUGGAGAGAAACCCUACAAAUGUGAUGAAUGUGGUGAAGCCUUUAAGUACUCCUGUUCCCUUACUGCACAUAAGAUAAUUCAUACUGGAAAGAAGCCUUACAAAUGUGAAGAAUGUGGCAAAGUGUUUAAGCGCUCCUCUCCACUUUCUAAACAUAAGAGAAUUCAUACUGGAGAGAAACCCUACAAAUGCGAAGAAUGUGGCAAAGCCUUCAGUCGGUCCUCUAUUCUUACUACACAUAAGAUAAUUCAUACUGGAGAGAAGCCCUACAAAUGUGAAGACUGUGGCAAAGCCUUUAACCGCUCCUCCAACCUUACUACACAUAAGAAAAUUCACACUGGAGAGAAACCCUACAAAUGUGAAGAAUGUGGCAAGGCCUUUAAACGCUCCUCUAUCCUUACUAUACAUAAGAGAAUUCAUACUGGGGAGAAACCCUAUGAAUGUGAAGAAUGUGGCAAAACCUUUAAGUACCUUUCUUCCCUUUCUACACAUAAAAUAAUUCAUAUUAGAGAGAAACCCUACAAAUGUGAAGAAUGUGGCAAAGCCUUCAACUGGUCCUCACACCUUACUACACAUAAGAGAAUUCAUACUGGAGAGAAACCCUACAAAUGGAAGUGUGGCAAAGCUUUUAACCAUCCCACAACCCUUUUUUCACAUAAGAAAAUUCAUAUUGGAGGGAAACCAUACAAGUGCAAUAAAUGUGGCAAAGCCUUUAUUUCAUCCUCAAACCUUAGAAGACAUGAGAUAAUUCAUAUGGGAGAGAAUCCCUACAAAUGUGAAUGUGGCAAAGCCUUAAACACUCCUCUACCCUUACUAGACAAGAUAAUUCAUACUGGAGAGAAACCCUAUGAGUUUGAUGAAUGUGGGAAAGUUUUUAACCAGCAAUCAACUUUUACUAAAUAUGAGAAUUUAUAUGGAACAUAAACCCUACAAAUAUAAAGAAUGUGACAAAGAGGGAGUUCUCAACCCUUAUUACACAUAAUUCAUAUUGGACAGAAACCUUAAAGAAUGUGGCCCCUGAAGAAUGUGGCAAAGCCUGUAACAAGUUUUCAAUCAAUUUUUUUUUUUUUUUGAGAUGAAGUUUCAUGCUUGUCACCCAAGCUGGAAUACAAUGCCACGAUCUUGGCUGACUGCAACCUCCGCCUCCUGAAUUCAAGUCAUUCUUCUGCCUCAGCUUUUCUAGUAGCUGAGAUUACAAGUGCCUACCACCAUGCCCAGCUAAAUUUUUAUAUUUUUAGUAGAGAUACAAUUUUACCAUGUGUGCCUGGGUGGUCUCGAACUCCUGACCUCAGGUGAUCCACUCACGUUGGCCUCCUAAAGUGCUGGGAUUACAGGCAUGAACCAUGAUGCCUGGCCACCAUUUCUGAAUUCUUAAGAGACUUGGUGAUAAUUCAUGCUGAAGAGGAACUCCACAAACCUAAAAAAAGUGACAGUGCUUUUACCAACCCCUCCAACUUCUCUAUACAUAACAAUAAUUAUUCUGGUGUGAAACCCUAGAAAUAUAUAAAAUAUGACAGCCUUUAUAUGGUGGCCACACUUGAUUGUGGGUAAGAUAACUCAUACUGGCAAAACUCCUACAAGUGUGAAGAAUGUGGCAAAAGUUUUAAUCAGUACUUACACCUUAUUUCACAAGAAAGCUGUUAUUCUUGAGAAAAAUUGUACAAAUAUAAGGAAUAUGGAAAACCCAUUAACUCCUACUCAUAUCUUAACAUAAAAAGGUUCCUUUUAAUAAAAGCAUUAAGAGUGUAA
Molecule: messenger RNA, 2925 nt
Organism: Piliocolobus tephrosceles (Ugandan red Colobus)
Lineage: Eukaryota; Metazoa; Chordata; Mammalia; Primates; Cercopithecidae
Product: zinc finger protein 737-like
Biological process (GO): regulation of DNA-templated transcription
Molecular function (GO): RNA polymerase II cis-regulatory region sequence-specific DNA binding; DNA-binding transcription factor activity, RNA polymerase II-specific
Source: RefSeq, a predicted model, not a curated record